UGCCAAAGUCACAUCGGUCAUCGUGUCGUAUAUGUCAGUAACAUGUGUGUGAGUUUUGACACACACGAAUAGGCUUUUAAUAAAUAAACUGUUUUAGAGCUAUACGAUUUAGUAUUCCAUCACAAUGGUUCUAGAUUAUACAUUGGAAGAUAUUAUUAACUCUUUACCAGCAGCAGAAUCCUAUAGUUUGCCGGCAUUGAAGCAAAAUCCUUUAAAAAUAGAGUACACGAAAAAUGAAGAUAUAGAAACUACUUACAAUGGUUCGGAACCUCCUUUGCCAUUUGCUAGCAGUGAUCUGUUUCAUGCCAAUAUUAUUGAUUGGAGGCGUCUAACUGCUACAGAGGGUGAUUGUAAAGCUGUUUAUGAAAUUACUUUCGAUACCAAGCGCAGUAAACUCGACUUCAAAGCUGGAGACACAAUUGGUGUUAUUCCACACAAUGAUGACUCUGAUGUAAAUUUCAUAAUUAGUCAUCUCAAUUUGGAGACAACUGCAGAUCUCAGCUACAGUUUAUCUAUAGAUAAAAGUGUCAAAGGAAGCAAGAUCCCUCCUCAUAUUCCUGUAAAAUCUACAAUUAGGCAUGUUCUAGCAAAUUGUGUGGAUCUCAGAAGUGUACUGAAAAAGCUGUUCCUGCUAGCUUUAUCAAAACACACACAGAAUGAUAAGGAAAGAAAGUUUCUAGAAUAUUUGUGCAGCAAGGAGGGCACAGAGGCAUACUCAGCACACAUUCUGAACAACAAUCUCUGUGUGCUGGACAUAUUCACCAAUUUCAAGAGUUGUAGGCCGCCGGUUGAAGUGUUACUAGCCAAUCUGCCCAGAUUACUACCUAGACCAUAUUCCAUAGUCAACAGUGGUCUCAAAUGUGACUCAGUGUUAAAAAUAUGUUUCUCUGUAAUGACAAACAAUAAUAGGAAAGGUCUUACAACUGGUUGGUUGGAAAAUAUGGUGUUAAAAGAAAAUAUGCUACUUGAAAGCCAAAUUGAAAAAUUAAGUUUAACAAGUAAUGUCUGCAAAGAAACAGUACCAAUUUAUCAUAGAAAAAAUGUUAGCAUGUUUGCUUUGCCAGGAGAUUUAAGUACACCUUUAAUUUUGAUUGGUCCUGGCACUGGAGUUUCGCCUUUUAUUGGAUUUUUAGAGGAAAGGGAACAUAUAAAGAGUUCUAACGCUGAUAUGUCUUUGGGUGAAGUCUGGCUGUUCUUUGGAUGCAGAAACCCAGACUUAGAUUUUAUUUACGAGGAAGAACUAAAUGGGUUUUUGUCAAGAGGAAUAUUAAAUAAACUUUGUACAGCAUUUUCAAGGGUGGAUACUGACGAAAUAAAAUAUAUUCAGGACUCAAUAGCACAGAAUGGAAAGGAAGUUACAAAACUCAUUAAAAAUGGCGCCGCUAUUUAUAUCUGUGGCGAUCUAAAUUCUAUGGCAGCUGAAAUCAAGGAGGUUCUAAUAAAAUGUCUUAUUGAUCAUGACGAAAAGAGUGUGGAGGAUGCUCGGAAUAUUAUAAUAGAAAUGCAGAACCAAAAGAAAUAUAUUGUAGAUACAUGGAGUUAACGAUGGCCAUAAUUUUUUAAUAUAUUUAGCGUAAUUAUAUUUUGGAUAUAAAUAUUUAUUGAUCAUACCUGUUAUUCCGUAUUUAUAUUUAUUUUUUUGUUAUUGCUGUCUUGUAAAUGAUUCAAAUAGACGAAUAUGAUUUGGGUUAGACCAGUUAAGGCCUGAAGCAAUCAAUCUGAAUAAAAAAAUGUUAUCCAGUGAAUA
Trichoplusia ni (cabbage looper) is the source of this 1747-nucleotide messenger RNA. Its product is annotated as methionine synthase reductase. The transcript has 5 exons. The record is from RefSeq and is a predicted model, not a curated record. Bases 125 to 1543 code for a protein of 472 amino acids. NCBI's taxonomy places the organism in Eukaryota, Metazoa, Arthropoda, Insecta, Lepidoptera, Noctuidae. Gene Ontology annotation, cellular component: cytosol. Gene Ontology annotation, biological process: homocysteine metabolic process. Gene Ontology annotation, molecular function: [methionine synthase] reductase (NADPH) activity; FMN binding; flavin adenine dinucleotide binding.